This is a messenger RNA of Pomacea canaliculata, 3742 nucleotides long. RefSeq names its product ras-related protein Rab-2. The record is from RefSeq and is a predicted model, not a curated record. Gene Ontology annotation, molecular function: GTPase activity; GTP binding. The transcript has 7 exons. NCBI's taxonomy places the organism in Eukaryota, Metazoa, Mollusca, Gastropoda, Architaenioglossa, Ampullariidae. Bases 93 to 731 code for a protein of 212 amino acids. Gene Ontology annotation, cellular component: Golgi apparatus.
CUCCGUUUUUCAUUUGGUCAAUAGUUUACUUCCGAGUUCAUUGCGUGACGUCAGGUGGCGUUGACAUCAUCAACAUUGGACACUAAGUGAAAAUGUCAUACGCAUACUUGUUCAAGUAUAUAAUCAUUGGCGAUACAGGUGUAGGCAAGUCCUGCCUGUUGUUACAGUUCACUGACAAGAGGUUUCAGCCAGUUCAUGAUCUGACCAUAGGGGUAGAGUUUGGAGCACGGAUGAUUACCAUUGAUGGGAAACAAAUCAAACUACAGAUAUGGGACACGGCUGGACAAGAAUCAUUUCGGUCUAUCACAAGGUCCUACUACCGAGGAGCAGCUGGGGCUUUGCUUGUUUAUGACAUUACACGUCGCGACACUUUUAAUCAUCUGACUACAUGGCUGGAAGAUGCCCGUCAGCAUUCUAACUCCAAUAUGGUCAUCAUGUUGAUUGGGAACAAAAGUGACUUGGAAGCACGGCGUGAGGUGAAAAAAGAAGAAGGGGAGGCAUUUGCCAGAGAACACGGCUUAAUUUUUAUGGAGACAUCUGCCAAGACAGCAGCUAAUGUUGAAGAGGCAUUUAUCAACACAGCCAAGGAAAUCUACCAAAAGAUUCAGGAUGGUGUCUUUGACAUCAAUAAUGAGGCCAAUGGUAUCAAGAUAGGACCCCAGCACUCACCAGCAAACCAGAACAUGCCGUCUGGUGGAGGUGGAGGUAAUCAGGGUGGUAACUGCUGCUGAGAAAACCGAGAGAAAGGAAUGCUAACUUAAGGCUGUGAAGUGGACCCAGGCUGUCGCAGCAUGGACCAGAGCUAGUCCUUGUUUGGACUUGCUGGCUGGAUUGGCUGACUGUUAUCUCAGUUCAUUCUGCUCGCCAUUCAUGUUUUGCCGACAGCUCACUCGUAGCCUGAAGUGUAGUUCAGCAAGCUCCUAAAACUUGCCUUCAGCCUCUCACGCCAGAUGGUUUUCUCUCAUCCUCUGAUGCUGACAGGCAAGAGAGGUUAGGGGUGGGUGUUUAUCUAUAAGGGUGGGUGGCUUCUGGUUACUAAGGGAAGAGGUUGAUGGAGUUAGCAUUCAGUAGAUAUCUUUUUGAUGUGUCAGAUGAAUUCUUAUUUUAUUACCAAGUUAGGUGUUUCUUCUCACUCAAAAAUGAGUGUCAAAAUAGAUCUGUAUGAAAUUACUGUUCUAAAAAUAGGCCUCAAGCAUUGUCUCUGUUUGUGAUGACCUCUGACCUCAACCUUGCACUCAGUUCUGCUGUGGAAACAUGGUAGGUUGCUGUCAUGUACUGAAUAUCAAACAGUUAACAAAUUAAAUACACCAUUUCUUUCCUCUGUGUGUGUAUGUGAGAGCGAGAGAGAAUCUUUGCCACUGAAUCUUGUUUGUUGACUAGAGAACACAUUCCUGUCGGCAUCCUCAGUAGCUGCUGAAACUUUCUGUAACUUAUCAAAUUUAAAAAAUCAGUUUUGAAAACACCACACAAUAAGUUCAUUUUAAGGAUUGUAUAAAGUACAAUUUUAAUUGUUUAAUUGCAGUAUCUUUGCCUGAUGCCACAUUAAGUUUAGCAUUUCAGCCAUUUUAAAAAAGGGGUGAGAGAAGUUCAAGCAGACUCAUCUGUGAAUUUUAAGUUUCUGUCUACGAGUGACUCUUUACUGGCCUAGACAUCAGGAUGCACAAAGCAGCCCAACAUGUUUUGUCACCAGCAUAGAUGAUUGAUUUUUGUUAUUAUAUCAAAGUAUUGGGUUCUUGCCAUAAUUGAUAGGAAGUGUUAUGAAAUUGAAGAGGAUGUGUUAAGUUUACUUCCCUUCUUAUAGAAUAGUAUGCUUCUGCUGUUACUGAGGGGAGCCUAUAGUAACAUUAGAUGGUAGAGGAACAUGCUGGUUGUGAAACUGCUGGCAUAGGAGUAAUGCAGAAGUUUUCCCCCUUCCCCAAACCUCCUUUCAAAAUUUCCGUGUUCAAUAAACUGUGUCAGGUUUGUUUCAUAAGGAGGUUACAACAAGGUGUUUGUGUUGUUUUGUUUUGUUUUUUUUUUGUUGCUUUUUCACAAAAAAAGGGCCUUUUAUCUUAGAUAUAUGUAUACCUUUGUGUUUCUGUGGUACUGGUUUAAUUCUAGUGCUUGAAUACAUUUGCAUCAAAGUGCUUUUCUUAAGUUCCCAAUAGCAUACAGUGCCUGUUUUAUAGUAUCUGUUGCUGGCUGAGAAAGUAUGGUGCCACAUGGAUCUUGUGUAUAAUAUCUUGGUUGUCGUGCACCAACAUGUCUGCAGUAUCUUCACAUCUUGUGUUUUUGUUGCGCUGAUUUGGUACAGCCAUCAGCCAGCUUUUACAACAACAUUCAACUCAGCUUUUUGGAAAAUGGCAGCUGUGCCAUUGGUUGUUUAGUGCUUGGUUUUACCCUUGCUGUAUGUUGCAGGCCAGUGGCUGUAUUAUUUGCCUCAUUUCCUGCUCAUAUUAUGCUUGUUGAAUGUCUUAAUACAGUGAUAUCUCACCCUCCCAAACAUUUUUCUGAUCCUGUAGGGUCUUUGCAGCGAAUGUCUUUCCCUGCCAGCCUCUUUGUCAAAGCACAUCCUUAUAAACAACUACAGAUGUGGGCAAUAUAUGGCAUCACAUUUUACUACACUUCAAGAAUAUAAUCCUACAGAUAGCAGAUUUAACUCUAAGGACAGGCUACCUAAUGUCAUUUUUGUUUUGUCAAGAGCCCAAAUCAGAAGAUAAUCAUGCCAUAACAGCAUGCUUUCACCAUGACAUAGGUCAGACAUUGUGCUGUAUCAUCUUUGUUCUAUCAGGACCAGUUGUAAACUCUUGAGUUUGAACUACAGGGAGCUAAAACAUGUCUGUAACUAUGAAAAUAUUAAUGGGAGUCGGACCAUGGAUAAGGCAUUAAGUCCCAUGGUCUUUGUGGUCAUUGGUGGUGAGAAGACAGAUGUGGCAACUGAUGAAGCGCUCUAUUGCAGUCUAUUUUCUACCAGCCCCAUCACAUAAACAUAAACAUAGCUAAAUAUUUGGGAAGAAAGAAACGAAAAAGUAAUCUAAAGAAUGGUAAAAGUGUUUCCUUUUACAGAUAGAUGUAAUUGUGCAAUACUAAUGAAACAUAAUUUGUUGAUUCCCAGGCUGGAAACACUGGUUUUGUUGUACAUUUCCUAUGUUUGUAUGUAUGUGUAUGUUUUAAUUCAAAAACAAAAUACUUGUGUAUUAAAAUACAUCAUUUGUGUAUUAAAAUACAUCACUAUGCUAUGAAUUUGGGUCACUACCUGAAGUUUAUUAUUUUAAAGUGCAUGUUUUCCAUAUUUUAUAGUGAAGUUGGUAAAGACAGCAACUUGGUAAAAUUGUCCACAAUUGCGUUUUCUUAGAUAUCACUCUGUCAGUCUAUGUCUAUGCAGUCAGCUUUAUAGCCAUAACAUCUUGAGUUCAAAUCAAAAGUUGGAAAUACCAAAUGCAUUAAGAUUCCGUGAAACUUUUAUAUGGGGGAUAAAAUAUAAUUUUAUGCUCAACAAAUGGUCAGCACAAAAGCAAGGACUUAAAUUAUUGAAAGUCCUUGGUUGUUUGUGGAAUUUAAAAAUAGUAUUAUCUUGCCAAUACCCAGUACAAAUUUCUGGUAGGGAGCAAGCACAGCAAAGUGAAAGGGGAUGCCACUUGAGGUUUUACAUAUUUAAACAUAAGUUUUUUGAGUCAGCAAUCAAAUCUUGCAGUGGAACUAAAAAAGAAAGUCCAGAAAGAAUUCUUAGAUUUUGUAAAAUUCUAAAAAAAUAAAAGUUGUA